Molecule: messenger RNA, 5414 nt
Organism: Alosa alosa (allis shad)
Lineage: Eukaryota; Metazoa; Chordata; Actinopteri; Clupeiformes; Clupeidae
Gene: rnf24
Product: ring finger protein 24
Exons: 7
Coding region: 222-818 (198 amino acids)
Cellular component (GO): endomembrane system
Molecular function (GO): ubiquitin protein ligase activity; zinc ion binding
Source: RefSeq, a predicted model, not a curated record
CCCGUUUACAUCCCCGUGUAGGCUACACACUGUUCUAGCCUCUGUCUGUGUUGAGCCGGCAAGGAGGAGGGACCGUGUCGUGUGCUACGUGCAGAUUUGUUCGCCAAAAUCGUAUAGAAAGGAAUCAACCAGCCAGUUCAGAAACCUGCCUUAACACAGACAAAUAAGAUCUAAGGAGAUUUUCGUGUCAAGCUUAAUUGUAGUGGCCAAAGCAUUAUUAAAUGCAAGAUCCUCGUGGUAUUUUGGUUGGUGAAACAUUACCGAUCAAUGAUUGUGCGGCGAGAUUGUUUUUCAUAACAGAGCUGACCAGAAUCGAUUCUCGUGGUUAUCGGGAAGAAAACGGGAGCCGAGAGAUAGACUGGAUAUCCAUGAGCUCCGACUAUCAGCACUACAGUUUCAGAAUGCCGAAUAUAGGGUUCCAAAACCUUCCCCUCAACAUCUACAUUGUGGUCUUUGGCACAGCCAUAUUUGUCUUCAUCCUCAGUCUCCUCUUCUGCUGCUACCUGAUUCGGUUACGGCAUCAGGCACACAAGGAGCUCUAUGCAUACAAACAGGUUAUACAGAAGGAAAAGGUCAAAGAACUAAAUUUGCAUGAGAUCUGUGCGGUGUGCUUGGAGGAAUUCAAACAGAAAGAUGAACUGGGGAUCUGCCCUUGUAAACAUGCCUUUCAUAGGAAGUGCCUCAUUAAGUGGCUGGAGGUGAGGAAGGUGUGCCCGCUGUGCAACAUGCCCGUCUUACAGCUGGCACAGCAGCAGGGCAGCUCUGAGCCGCAGGGCCCCAUGCAGCAGCCUCUACCGGGGGUGGAGAACCUGGUGUAGCGCCGCCGCCGCUGCUGCCGCCACCACCACCACCCCUCCCCGCUGCCACGUGCUCCGCCUCCCUCCCCCUGCUCCCACGAGACCUGACCCUGCCACACUCACUCGCCCACUCACCUGUACAGGUACACGUGCACACAGCCCGGGACAGACGCAGGAGAACUCCUGUUUCUAUGCAGCGUCAUCCGAGCUGCUGAAAUCCCACCACCUGACUCGUUGCUCUGCCCAUGUGGGUUCACACACACACACACACACACACACACACACACACACACAACACACACACAAACACAAAUACAAACACACUAACGACAAAAGACAAAGAAGAAACAAAAGAGGAAUUCACUAUUUAUGAAUAUUCAUGACUCUUCUCCACCUGCGUUCCGUUUCAGUUUUCUUCCCUUUUUUUUCUCUGCGGCCAAGUGGUGGUCAAUCUGACUGUUUUCACAACCAAAGCACUUUUCUGGGGACACCAGCACAAGAAGACUAGAAAACAAGAGAACUAAAACAACAAAAGAACAAAACCGCAGACUACAAAACUACAUAUUAAAAAUGGAAAACGGCUGCAUUUUUAAUGAACAUUUUUUUAACAAGCACUUUAUGAGAACUCAACCUUAAUUGCUUGUGAAGGUAGUAGCAAGGUCAUAUUUUAUAUUUUAUUACAAUUGAUUAAUUGUAUUACUUUUUUCUUUUAUUUUUCUUUAGUUAUUGUGUACAGAGCCACAUCAGUUUGGUUUUGGUUAGUUGGGACAUUGAUUUAAAGAAGCAAAGAUACAUUUAUAUAAACAUAUUAUUGAUAAUCUCAAAGGGAUACUAACCUCCCGAUGGAAAGAGCAGGAAGUAGGAUUCAGAACACUUAUGGGUGGUCUCAUGCACAAAUACACACACACAGAAUAUAUGCAGAAUGCAGAAGGAAACUGUGGAACAGUUGAUGUGUGUGUGUGUGUUUGUGUUUGAGUAUGCAAAGUUUUAGGCCAGGCUGACCCUGAGGCAGACCAUCUAAAUGUGAAUGUGAAGUAUUUAGGAGAGACAGCUGGUCAGCAUGUCACUGACUGACCCCAGAUGUAACGUUACACUAGCAUGCCUGUGCUGACAUCUGCAGCCUGGUGUGUGUUUAUGUGUGAGUGUACAUGUGUCUCAUGUGAAGGAUGUGCUACGUGCUACCAUUGAGCACAAACUGACCCAAGCUGCCUUUAGGCUGCUCGGCCCUCUGUGGAAACUCCCUCUCCUCCGAACACAUCAGAGAAGUGCAGCAGCACUCAUGGGUGCUGGUGGCUCUGAGUAUGGUUAGUUUCGGUACAAAGCAUCUCUACAAAGCAUCUCUAAUCUCUUCCUAUAAGAGGCCAAACAGGAAGAGCAGGACCCUAAUGUCUGUGGUGCUAACAGCAGCAGGUCACCAACCUCCCCAACAGCGACAGGGUUAGUCAAAUUGUUUGACAGAAAGAUCAUGUUAAAACAACAAAAGUUGCCUCAUCUGGCUUUUGAUUUCAGGAGAAAACUGCUGGUGCUAUGGACAUGUCACUCAAAUACUCAACUAUCAGCCUCUUGUCUCACAGCAUCAGGGUCAUCCUGGAGCACUGUUGCCAUUUCUGUCUCAGCCAAUGUGAUCUGGUUAUUUACUACAUCUCUAUUUAAUAUCACACUUACUCCUGGGCUUUUUGGUGAUCCCUGUGGACAGAGCCCUAUAUGGGGCUGUGGUCUGUUUAAAGCUGUGUGAGUCCCUAGGAGGACUUCUUUUAGACAGAAGACUGAUUGUAGGUGUCAGGCCCUGUGACAUUCCAGCCGAGCUCAGCAUAUCAGCGGGCUUGUGCGGCCCUCCUGGGGCUCUUUGUGUGGGCCCCGGUACAAAGGGCCACUGGCCCAGUUCUCAAUGGGCCCUGGCUCAGCCUGCACGUCCGUGACGUCGGCCCCUCUGUGUGGCUCGGUGCCGAGCCUGUGGAGGCUGCGGUCAGCAGGUGAGGCAGCGUUUUAAUUCUCCCCAGAGAAUAGCUGCCUUUCUGAGCCCUUAUUCUGGCUCAUUCCCCUCUCUGCUACUGCUUUUGUGUACCUCCAUGCCCGCCCCUCUACCAACAGGGUCCUUUGUGUUGGCCUCUCGUUACGGCGGCCUCAUUCCCUGCCAGCACAGAGCUGGUGUGGACGAAAGCGCACGUUUUUGGUACGAAGUGUUUCAGGUGCUCUUUUUUGUCAUCAGAGAGUCAGAGGGGAGAGUAGACUAGAUUGUAAUCACCUUUGUGCAUAAUGGCCUGUCAUUUGCCUCUGAAUGAACAAGCAUGAGAUUAUGAUAAGAUCAUAAGCUUCUCCUUUUAGUGACACUAUGUUACACUUCACUAGUUGACUGGUUCGAAAGUGUAAUCUGUCUUAAUAGGUGGGUUUGUUUUUUUGUGUCUUCUCUGAUGUAGAUGCCUUCCUCUAGACAGGCAUUCUCACUGCCAAACAUUGCAUUUAGGUGAGAUGGCCCUUCUCCUUAGAUAGCCUGAGCUUAAAGAAAGAUCUCUACAGUGAGUCCUUAUAUACCACAUAAGGUUGAGGGAUUGCAGAAUAUACCUAGGAAAGCCAAACUGUAUCCAUACAAGCUCCAUUGUACUCAUUGACAUGAUUUGUAUGUGACUACAAAAUAAUGUCUUUUAUGUUUCUGGGUGCAGGUUGUGAAUUGGAGCUUUGUGCGUUACUGAUGUAUGUGCUUGUGUCAUGUGUUUUGUCCAUGUUUGUGAAGCAACGUACACUGUGGUGGAUUGUGGACUGGGGAAAUUGUAAACCUAAAGACACAUGAUGGGAUUGUUUGGUAUAUUUUCACUUCACUUCCAUUUUCACUUUUGCUAUAACACAACACGUGUCUCCCCGAAGUCCCCUUGAAGCAAAACCAGGCUUCUGGGAUUUUAUUUUGAGAAACCCAGCACAACUGAAAUCCCAACUGAGUCAUGUGAUUUGAAUUCAAAGUCUUAUUUUUUUUGAAAGUGUCGGUUUGUCACUGAAUGUAUGUUGAGUAAGGUACAACAGAGUAUAAUGAGGAGAGGAUAAUGUGAAUGGCAUGUGACUGUGCCACUGGUCUGACUGUAAACUGCAUAGAGGAGUGAAAGCAGGUGUUGAGUAGGAGUGUAUCCGGUUGGUCCAGCCAUAGCAAAACACAAACGGAAUUUGCCACCAAAAUUUGAUCCAAACUAUUCUGAAACUGAUGAUAGGCAGAUAGACAUUUUGAAUUGGUAAAAUUAUCUCCAUUUCCAAUGGCAGUCCUUAAAUGGAUCAAUUGAUGAUCGUUCCACAAAGCCCAUUUGAUUAGCUUUAAAUAGAUAUAAGCAGCUCCCUAGAUAUCAAUGUGUACCAAGAUAACUACAUGUGAUUACCUCAUAAGUGUUUUUGUAAGUGCUUGCCAAUCCUUGGUUGUGUACUAGUGUAGAUAUGAUGGCAAAGUCUUUGAAUUCAUGUUGUCUGUCCAUAAAAUAUAUAUACCCAUGUUGAGCAUAUUGGAAUUGCCUGCCACAUUCAUACAAGAAAGUGAUUCUUCAUAGCUUUAUAAAGGCCAAACUAGGUUUGCUAGCAAUUUGAAAGUUUGAAGGUUAAUGCUUCAUGGAUAAUGCCACUCACAUCUGGCCUAUGUCAUCUAAUCCAGCUAAAAUCUCAGACUGAUAGUUGUGACUGCCUUAGUUCUUAACUGUCUUUGUCCAAAUCACCCUCAUCUUAACACAACUGGUGCAGUUGCCCCAGUGUAUUGGUGCAUGAAUGACAGCUGUAAUGUACUAAUUGCCAAAAGACUUCAUGGGCAGGAUGAAAUGCUUGAGUUGGCUAUCUAUCAGUAGUGCAGAAGAGCCCCCACAGCUCACUGAACGGCCCCUGUGGCUCCCUCUAGUAGCCGUGACAGUGUCAUGUCUGUCACAUCUGCCCAGUUCCACACAGGAAAGAAUAACAGAGCGUUUGCACUCAGGUGAAGGGGCUGUGAUGUAAUGAGGUGCGGCUUGCACAACACUGAGGUUCCAGACCGCUGCUCCACGCUGGCGGAGAUCUCAGCAAUCUGGCUCCGAACUCAGUCGGAGAAGAGAGUUGGAAAUGUUAGAAGUGAACAACUGCCGAUUUCAAAAUCUUCAGUUUUGGGCCUUAAAUAUUUUUUCACCCUGCCAGCCCUCCCCCAUUCACCGCUCCCACCACACACACACACACACACACACACACACAAAUUCUAUCUCUGUACUGCUCCUGUUUACAUAGUGUGUUGUAUAUUUAUUCAGUGUCAAGCUUCACCCCUACUUUUGACUAGUCCUGCCCCCCUACCCUAAUCCCCCCACCAAGCCUGCCCAUGACCCCCCAUCCCCUGCCGUCCUUAGUCCGUGUCCCACCCAACACUUCCUGCUUGUGUUAACACUGAUUAUGUUUGUGAUCCUCACAGACAUGUUUGUAAAACUAAGAAUUCUGCAGCAGAAUAUUUUGGAGACAUUUGCUGUACAGUAUUUGUAAGCUCUAUUUUUGUAUAUUUAAUUGCUAUUUUGGAGGAAAAUUAAAAAUGAGAUGCAUUACUUUUUUGCUAAUUUCAUGUUCUUUUCAUUUGAAAAAAAUGUUGCAUGUGGUUGACUUGAACUGUAAAUAAAAUUACCAAUUUUUUUUUGGAAA